AUGGGAAACUGUUGCUCGACGGAGGUCGGCGCUGUCGUCGCGCAGCGCUCGAGCGACAAGGACGAAGCGGGCGCAGUGCCGUACGCGGCCCUGCCGUCCAGUCCGCGCAAGUACGCGGUCACGGAGGACACGGAGCCGCACGGACACCUCGACGACGAGCCCGUGGCGCUGUCGCCCGCGUCGCUGUCGUCGCUUCCGUCCUCGUCGCUGAGUCCAGAAGUGGCAGAGCCGCCCGCGGCCGCCGACGCGUUCGUGCCGCCCCCGAGCGCGGGCAGCAAGAAGCUGCACCGGGAGAACACGCACCACGUCACGAUUGGCGACUACAAUCUGCGCUACUCGUACUACUCCAAGCGCGGGUACUACCCCGAUGCGAGAACGAAAGCCAACCAGGACAGCUACUACUGCGAGACGCACUUUGCCGGCGACGACCAAAAGGCAUUUUUCGCCGUCUUUGACGGUCACGGACAGUACGGCGACGUGUGCUCGCAGUUUGCCGCCGAGCAGCUGCCCGAGAACAUUAUCAAGAACUUGGACGAGCACGUGGGCAUCUUGCCGGCUCUCACGCGCGCGCAUGGCCAGACGAACCGCGCCAUGCACGAAGCGAGUUUCGACGACUCGAUGAGCGGCACGACGUCCAUCUCGGUGCUCUUUUGUGGCAACGAGAUCCACGUCUCGAACGUGGGCGACUCGAGGGCGAUCGUGGCGCAAGAGAACCUCAAGGCGUCGACGCGCAGGGGCGAGGCCAAUCUAGUGGCCAAGCCGCUGUCGAUCGACCAGACGCCGUUCCGUCAGGACGAGCGCGUCCGUGUGAAGAAGUGCGGUGCUCGGAUCUUGACGGUGGAUCAAGUGGAAGGGCUGGAGCCGAUUCACGAGAACUGGGGCUUAUCGCUUGGCGACGAGAUUGACGAGAACGGAGACCCGCCACGCAUUUGGCAUCCUUACGGCCAGUAUCCCGGCACUGCUUUUACACGUAGUAUCGGCGACUUGGUGUCGGAAGAGCUGGGCGUGACAGCUGAGCCGGAGAUUUUGUGCAAGGGGUUGAACCCGCACGACAAGUUUAUUGUCAUAGCGAGUGACGGUGUGUUUGAGUUCCUCACGAGCCAGAACGUCGUUGACAUUGUGAAGCAGUUUGAAAAUCCGUCGGAAGCAUGUCACGCGCUGGUCGAAGAAGCGUAUAACCGCUGGCUUCAGUUCGAAGUGCGAACGGAUGAUAUCACUGCGAUCUGUAUAUUCUUAGAUGGUGACGCACCAGCCAAAGAACGUGAUGGGCCUCGCGGAAGCAUUUACGUUGGUGGAGAGGUCUUGGAUCUACAGUCGAUGCAACGGCCAGUGCGCGGGAUUACAAAGAACCACGCACGCAGAAACACCAUCGUGGGAACAGAUGCGAUCCGUUUUUCGCUUGCGGGGGUCUUUCCAGAUGACGACGACGAAUCGGGAAAGUUGUCGAGUGUGGUUGAAAGCGAUGGGAAGUCGGACGAAGUCGAGGAAUGGAUCAAGAAGGCAGUUCACAGCAGUUUUCUUUUUAACCAUCUGGGCGACAGAAAGAUUCGCGAAGUCAUUUCUGUGCUAAAGAAGCUAGAAUACAACGCUGGCGACGUCGUGAUGCGCCAGGGAGUCCCGGGCAACACAUUCUACCUGGUGGAAACUGGUGAAUUUGAAGCUCGCCACCUGGAAGACGUUCCGUUGGAUCAUACAUCCCGAAACGGUUCCGGGCCGGAAGCGUUUGGCGAAGUUGUGCAAGUGUACAAGGCAACCGACGACUCUCACCCGACAUUUGGGGAGCUGGCACUUAUCUACCCAAAGCCCCGCGUCAACACGGUCGUUACGAAAACAAAGGGCACACUCUGGGCACUUGAUCGAAUUGCAUUUCGCUCCAUCUUGAUGCGUGGACGACCGCUGCACGAUGUGGUUCGACGGCUCCGCCAGAUCAACUUGUUUCGCUCGCUGACGGUUGCCCAGACCAAUUUGGUUGCCGAAGAGAUGCGCGCGGUUUUGUUCGAGCCAAACCAAGUCGUGCUUCACGAAGGAAUGACCGAGCCGGGCUUUUUCUUGAUCACUAGUGGUCGGAUCGAAUCAACCACCAAGAUCGAUAGAGCAGCACGUCUUGAGCUGAAGACAUUCGAUUACUUUGGCGAAAUGGCGCUGGUUCGAAGGCGAUCGAUCAGCAAACGUUCUGUUCGAGCGAUUGAACGUACAGAGUGCCUCUUCAUCAGAAAAGAUGCACUGGAACUGGCUGUUGGUAGGUUAUCUAUCGUUUUGGAAAAGGACAAGCUGCGUCGGGCACGCAAGGCGCGAAUUUCCGAGUCGAAGAAGGGAGAUAUGCCGACAUCAUUCGUUUGCUUUGACUACGAGACCAAGACGAUGAUGCCCAAGUCCAUUGACGACCUGGAGGUCGUUGGAAGUGUAAUGUCUGACAUGACCAAUACUGUCCGUCUGGUGGAAGUCAAAGGGUCGUCUCCACCAGUAUGCUUGACUCUGCGGUCGGCGAGUAAGCAGGGCAUUGUAGACGCCGGUAUGCAGAAGCAUGUAAGUGGCGAGCGCGACAUUUACGUGUCGCUCUACGAGAAGAACGUGCUGGUGCCACAGCUCUUCGGGAUGAAUGUGAAUGACUCGGACAUACAUAUGCUGUACGACACACAAAUCGUGGGUACCCUCGAGCGUUUCUUGGAUGGUGAGCCGCACGGAGAGUCUUUUGUGCGCUAUUAUGCUGCACAAGUUGUGCUGGUGCUUGAGUUCAUGCACAUGGAGGGCAUUGUCUCGCGAAUGGUCGACCCCACGAAUCUCAUGGUUGAUCGUAGCGGAAACCUCCGCAUGAUCGAUUUGAGACUCUCCAAGUACGUCGGUCGUGGACGAACCUACACUGUAUGUGGUACGCCCGAGUACCUGGCUCCGGAGCAAAUUACUGGGGAGGGUCACAACAUUGCUGCAGAUUACUGGGCGCUAGGCGUGCUCAUGUACGAGAUGCUAACGGGUGCGACUCCGUUUACGCGAGAGAAAGAAAACGAUUUAGAGAUCCUGAACGAUAUCGCGGCGUUCCAACCGGACCAGUUGUCGUGGCCUGAGCACACAAGUGCCGAGCUGAGGGAUAUCAUCGAGCAUUUGUUAAGCCCUGACCCUACGCAGCGUCUUGGGUACACGGUAUAUCGCGCUGGUGCGUGCGAGCCGAUUAAAAAGCACGCAUUCUUUGCUGGAACUGCAUGGGAGGCCACGAAGAUGGGCUCGUUCUCGGCACCACUUGAGCCGGAGGCUGCAUCCGAAUAUAAGCAGAUAGCAGCUAGCGGCAGCCAGGAAGACGUGAACAUUGGAAGCACAUACGCGGGCAACGUUGACUGGCUUGCCGGGUUCUAG
Molecule: messenger RNA, 3348 nt
Organism: Hyaloperonospora brassicae
Lineage: Eukaryota; Oomycota; Peronosporomycetes; Peronosporales; Peronosporaceae
Source: the annotation of a GenBank genome assembly